CACAAUUGGAACCAGUCUGUUUCUUCUUCUUUCUUUUCAAUAUAUAUUUUUUCCUUUUCCUUCUUUUUCUUCUUUUUUUUUUUUUGGUGGGUGGGAGAAUACAGGCACCUUUUACAGAGAAAAGUUACAACCAGCAGAGUCACUGCUCCAGGAUGUUUUGGAACUUUCAAACACUUUAUUUCAUUGCAUUGUUUUCUUCUGUAUGUAGUGAAUGUAUGUCUGAGAUGUACAGAAACACCUAUAUUGAAGGAGGAGACAUAUCUAGGGUUUAUACUCCAACUGCAGAUUAUUGUCAGCUGGUAUGCACUUAUCACCCAAGAUGUCUUUUGUUCUCCUACAUACCUGGAAGCUGGGUAAAAACCACUGCAAGGUUUUCUUGCUUCCUGAAAGAAAUUGAUGCUCAAGAAUUGCCAAAGAUUCAUAGAGAAGGAAUAAUCUCUGGUCAUUCUCAGAAGCAAUGCACUCGAAUUACUGCUUGCAGCAAAAAAGUCUAUGAAGGACUGGAUAUGCAAGGCGAAAAUUACAAUAUAAUUUCUGCUGACAAUUAUCAUCACUGCCAACAGAGAUGCACCAAUGAUAAGCAUUGUUACUUUUUUACAUAUACCUUAGAAUCAUUUCACAGUGUACCCCUACGUAAUAAAUGCUACUUGAAAUAUAGCAGGACAGGAACCCCAAAUCAAAUAAGGCAGCUUAGGGAUGUUGUCUCUGGAUUUUCAUUAAAACCAUGCCAACUUGCCCAAACAGAUUGUCAGAUGGACCUUUUUCAACACAUUGCAUUUUCUGGAAUUACUGUUGCAAAGAUUUUGACCCCUGACAAAUUUGUAUGCAGAACAGUUUGUACUUACCGUCCAAACUGCUUAUUCUUUACAUUUCUCAGCAGAGAAUGGGAAGUAAAAAGUCAAAGAUAUACCUGUCUGAUGAUGACUUCAAGAAGUGAAAAACCAGAGAAAAUUACAGAAAGAGCAAAUGUUAUAUCAGGAUUCAGUCUCCUGAACUGCCGAAGAGUCGAACCUGCAUGCCAUUCCCGGACCUACCCCGAAUUAAACUUCUAUGGGACAGAAUUGAGUGUGGAAUAUGUCAGUGGGCACAAUGCUUGCCAACAACUUUGUACAAUGACUGUCCGCUGUCAAUUUUUUACUUACAUUUUCCGUAAAAUGCAGUGCAACCAACAAGGCAAAUGUAAAUGCUACUUAAGAAUAUCGGCCAAUGGAUCUCCAGAUAAUAUUGAGGCUGAGAAUGAAAUAGUUUCAGGCUAUUCUUUAAGAUUGUGCCAAACUAGCAAAAGCCCUGUCUGUGUGCAGAAACUAGAGAAACAGUCAAGGGUUGUUGGAGGAUCAAACUCUUCUGCUGGCGAAUGGCCUUGGCAAGUCAGUUUACAUACAGUGCUCCCUGUUCAGAGUCAUCAGUGUGGUGGUUCAAUCAUCAGUGACCAAUGGAUUUUGACAGCUGCUCAUUGCUUCAAAAACUUUCAUUUAACUGAACUUUGGCAGAUUUACAGCAGCAUUUUGAAACAGUCUGAAAUAACAAAUGAAACUACUUUCUUCAAAGUCCAAAAGUUGAUUGUUCAUCCUAGAUAUGAAUUUGCAGAGACAGGAUAUGACAUUGCUUUACUAAAGCUUGACAGACCUAUGAAUUUCAGUGCUUUACAGCAGCCGAUAUGCCUUCCCUCCCAGGAAGAAAUGAAUAUGACAUACACCGAAUGCUGGGUGACUGGAUGGGGUUACACAGAAGAGAGAGGCUCAAUCAAAGACAUGCUACAAAAAGUCAAAAUUCCCUUAAUACCAAAUGCAGAAUGUCAGUCUCAAUACCUAGAGCACACAAUAAUUGACAAAAUGUUGUGUGCUGGCUACUCAGGAGGAGGCAAGGAUGCUUGCCAGGGAGACUCAGGUGGCCCCUUGUCGUGUAAAUUUGAGAACAGUUGGUAUGUGGUUGGCAUCACCAGUUGGGGUGAAGGAUGCGCUCGUCCAGGACAACCAGGUGUUUACACCAAUGUGGUUAAGUUUGUAGACUGGAUUCUGGAACAAACUUUAGAAGAUUAAAACAGAAAAUAAAUUAAUCCUACAUGCUA
This is a messenger RNA of Crotalus tigris (Tiger rattlesnake), 2068 nucleotides long. It is a transcript of the gene KLKB1, whose product is annotated as kallikrein B1. Gene Ontology annotation, molecular function: serine-type endopeptidase activity; protein binding. The record is from RefSeq and is a predicted model, not a curated record. Gene Ontology annotation, cellular component: extracellular region. Gene Ontology annotation, biological process: proteolysis. The transcript is spliced from 15 exons. Bases 153 to 2039 code for a protein of 628 amino acids. Lineage: Eukaryota; Metazoa; Chordata; Lepidosauria; Squamata; Viperidae.